Messenger RNA from Oryzias melastigma (Indian medaka), 6580 nucleotides. RefSeq names its product plectin. Lineage: Eukaryota; Metazoa; Chordata; Actinopteri; Beloniformes; Adrianichthyidae. The record is from RefSeq and is a predicted model, not a curated record. Bases 605 to 5872 code for a protein of 1755 amino acids. Gene Ontology annotation, molecular function: structural molecule activity; keratin filament binding. Gene Ontology annotation, cellular component: keratin filament; cytoskeleton; membrane. Gene Ontology annotation, biological process: wound healing; intermediate filament bundle assembly. The transcript has 3 exons.
CUUGUCACAACAUGAAAGGUUAGAUAAGAAAGAUAAGAAUGUCAUUUUACUCUCAAUCUUUGCAGAAUAUAUAAAGAACAACUCUUCCUUUUCCAAAGAUAAAAGUAUCCACAUAAAAUAAAAAUCAAUUAAAGCGCAAAAACUGUUCCCAGAUACAAGAACUUUCAAACCCUUCCUUGACUCUUCACCUUCAGCGAGGUUCAUUUUAUUUGCCGUUAUUGUUUCGGGACACAAUGGGGAGGCUUUGAGGAAGUCUGUAAAAAAUGUCUGGCAUCCUGAGUUCAGAGCACAAAGGUCUGCUGCCUCCUCGGGCUUUGGAAAGGAGGCUGCACUCCGGCAGGGGAGGGACCUGCGGACCUGCAGUAUAAACGACCGGAGAGCCAGGAGCUCAGCAGAGACGUCUGGAGCGCCUCUCCACGUCUCACGUCAGCUGACAAGCAAUCAGUGAGCUGUACGGCGGUGGAACUGCACGCCAGGGAGAAAUUCUGAGGCUCGCCGACCAGUGGGCCACUGGUGUCCAUCUGGUUUGGGGAUUAAGCUGUCAUCGAACCUAUGAGGACCUAAGACACCCUACAAACACCAAACCAAAAGGGCUUCUACAAAGAUGGACUCCGUCAAUCUCUGCACAGUGACGAAGGAAAAUGGCUUCAGUCAACCCUGUGGACCGGUGGCAGGUAUUUUUCUGGAGAAAGCAAAGGAGAAGAUAACUGUCUAUGAAGCCUUCAAGAAGCGUUUGCUGAAACCAGGAACAGCUUUAGCCUUGCUUGAAGCACAAGCUGCCACCGUGGGUAUCGUAGACCUGGUAAACAACCGAAUGCUGGCCGUUGCUGAUGCAGUUAAAGAUGGAGUAGUUGGACCAGAGAUGAAGGAGAAACUCCUAAUAGCCUCAAAAGCUAUCACUGGGUAUGUAGACCCCUAUACUGGCCAAAUGAUAUCUGUAUAUCAAGCUAUGCAAAAAGAUUUAGUUCCAAGAGAAUAUGGAUUGAGGUUGCUAGAAGCACAGAUAGCAACAAAGGGUUUGUUUGAUCCCUUGGAGAGAAAAAACAUCUCAGUUGACCAUGCAAUUCAGAAGGGCAUCUAUGAAAAAGGUCUGCUUUCUGACGAAAUGUCUGAGUUGAAGGUGUUUUACAAUCCAGGCACGCAAGAAACCCUUGAUUAUCGAAACCUCCUGGACAAAUGCAUUGUGGAUUCUGACACAGGCCUCUUGCUUCUUCCCGUUUCAACUGCCUUCAGAGGUCUGCGCAAAGGCAUUUCCUCUAGUGAGUUGUUUGAAUCGAAUAUUAUUGACAAGAAAACAUAUGAUGACCUGGAAAAUGGAAAAACCACAACACAGGAUGUGAUGCUGUUGGAAACAGUGAAAGAAUUCCUGGAAGGUAAAGGCAGCAUUGCAGGCAUAGCUAUUCUCUCAUCUAAUCAAAGAAUGAGCAUUUAUCAAGCUAUGAAGCAGGGAAUUUUGAUGCCUGGAACAUCACUUGUUCUUCUGGAAGCCCAAGCAGCAACUGGUUUCAUGAUUGAUCCUGUGAACAAUAAGAAAUACACAGUGGAUGAGGCUCUCAGACACAAACUCAUUGGCCCAGAAAUACAUGCAAAACUACGUUCUUCUGAGAAAGCUGUGAAUGGCUACAAAGAUCCGUAUUGGGAGACCAUUUCCCUGUUUCAAGCAAUGUCAAAAGACCUCAUUGUUAAGGAACAUGGGAUACGCUUGUUGGAGGCACAAAUUGCUACAGGUGGGAUCAUAGACCCCAUCUACAGUCAUAGGCUUCCAAUAGAAGUGGCCUUCAAAAGAGGAUACUUUGAUGAGGACUUGAACAAGAUUCUGGAGGAUGCAGGAGAUGACACAAAGGGUUUUUUUGACCCCAACACUGAAGAAAAUUUGAGCUACCUUCAGCUAAUGGAACGAUGUGUCACUGAUCCUGCUACUGGGCUGUGCCUCCUCCCACUGUAUGAUAAAACAAACACAACCAAUUCAAGCUUCAUUGAUUACAAAACCAAAAUGAUCUUCAAGGAGGAGAAGGUAAAGGUGCUGUAUGGAAAGUACGCAGGAAUGACAGUAUCCCUCUGGGAACUGCUGAUGUCUGAGUUCUUUGAUGAAUCUCAAAGGCAAGACUUCUUUCAAAAGUACAAAGAUGGGAAACUUAAUAUUAAGACAAUUACUGAAAUGGUUUUAAAACUCAUAGAAAAAUCUGUAAAAACAACUGAAGUUGUCUUUGAAGGCAUCAGGGAAAAUGUUACUGCUGAACAGCUUGUAACAGCAGAUAUCAUUAGUGAGGAAGUUCUGGAAGAUCUGAAAAAAGGGAAAAAGACUGUGAAGGACAUCACUGAAGAUGAAAAUGUCAAUGUCUACUUAAAGGGAAAAGACAGCAUUGCUGGCAUUUUGCUCCCAGACUCCCAAGUUAUCACCAUAUACCAGGCCAAGCAGAAAGGAAAGCUGUUGCCAGGAACUGCUCUGAUUCUUCUGGAGGCACAAGCAGCAACAGGUUUUAUUAUUGACCCAAUUGGAAACAGAAAGUUUUCAGUGGAUGAUGCAGUCAAAGCAAAGAUCAUUGGGCCGGAAUAUUGUCAGAAGUUGCGCUCAGCUGAGAAAGCAGUCACUGGAUACAAAAAUCCAAACAAUGGAAAAACAAUCUCUUUGUUUCAAGCAAUGCAAAAUGACCUCAUCCUUAAAGAACAUGGAAUUCGUCUUUUGGAGGCACAGAUUGCAACUGGGGGAAUCAUUGACCCAAUAAACAGCCAUCGCAUCCCUGUCCAUGUGGCUUAUGACAGAAUGUACUUCGAUAGAGAGAUGAAUGAAAUCCUUAGUGAUCCAAGUGAUGACACAAAGGGCUUCUUUGAUCCUAAUACUCAUGAGAACCUGACAUAUUUGCAGCUCCUGGAUAGAUGUGUAACAGACCCCAGUACAGGCCUUGUCCUCUUGCCUCUUACCAGUAAAAGUAAGAAGACCAAUCAAGAUGACAGUUUACGUGAAACUUUCAAAGCAAAAACUGUUGACAUCAAGCACGGCAGAUUCAAGGGCAAGCAUGCAACUUUGUGGGACCUUAUCAGUUCAGAGUACUUAUCUGAAGACAAAAGACAGGAGCUUUUUAAGCUUUUCAGGUCCAGGCAAAUUACAAUUGAACAACUCACAGUCACAGUUGUUGAAAUUAUUGAGACAAAAGAGAUAAAGCAACAAAAAGGGCUUAGCUUUGCAGUUCUGAGAGGAGAAAUCUCUGCUGUGGAUCUUCACGAACUUGGAAUUGUUGAUGAUAAAAUGUAUGCCAGUUUAAUUGAGGGCAAGAUGACAAACACUGAUGUGCUAAAGAUAGACAGUGUGAGGUCCUUUUUGCAAGGGAAAAGUUGCAUUGCUGGACUAAUACUCCAACCUUCUAACAAAAAACUAAGCAUCUAUGAGGCUCAAAAAAUGGGCAUUCUUACACCUGGCACUGCCUUGUGCCUUCUGGAAGCACAAGCUGCCACAGGGUUUAUUGUUGAUCCUCUGAAGAACCAAAAACUUACUGUGGAACAAGCUCUAAAAGAAAACAAAUUUAGUCCACAAAUGUAUGAAAAGCUUUUGUCUGCAGAAAAAGCAGUCACUGGGUACACAGACCCAUACACGGGUCAAAAGAUCUCAUUAUUCCAAGCCAUGAAAAAGGACCUCAUCAUCAAGUCGCAUGGUAUUCGCUUACUCGAAGCCCAAAUUGCAACAGGAGGAAUCAUAGAUCCUUUAAAAUGUCUUCACUUGCCCUUGGAGGUGGCAUUCAAGAAGGGAUAUUUUGAUGCAGAGCUGAAUCGAAUUUUGGAAGAUCCAACAGAUGACACAAGGGGCUUUUUUGACCCCAAAACAAAAGAAAACCUGACUUACAUGGAGAUGUUGAGCAGAUGUGUAAAAGAUGAAGAAACAGGACUUCUGUUAUUACCAUUGAAUGACACACCAAAAUUGGUUUCAGUAAAGCAGAUAACAUAUACAGAAAUGGAAUCAAAACAGGAGCUUGAAAAAGAAUUUGUCAAAAUAUCGAUGGGGCGCUACUCUGGAAAAUCUGUUUCACUUUGGGACUUGAUACAUUCAAGCUACUUCACUGAGGACCAACAACUUGAAUUAAUUGAAAAAUAUAGAACAAGACAAAUCACCAAGUCAACACUAAUUACACUGGUGAUUUCCACAAUUGAGAAACUGGAAAAAAGUGAAGUUUCCAAAACAGUGAUGGGGAUAAGAAAAAAUGUAUCUGCCCAGCAGCUACUGGAUUCUGACAUCAUUGAUGGAGACACAGUUAAAAAAAUGAAUGACGGCAAACUCACUUUUGAUGCAUUAACCCAAGAAGAACCCAUAAAGAGAUACUUGAAAGGAACAGGGAGCAUUGCUGGAAUCAAAGUUUAUCCAACUCAGGAAGUGGUUAGCUUUUAUGAAGCAAAAGAGAAAGAUUUGUUGACUCCUGGAUUUGCACUUUUGCUGCUCGAAGCGCAAGCUGCCACUGGAUGGAUAAUUGAUCCAAAUAAAAAUAAGUUCUACUCUGUUGAUGAAGCUGCAAAAGAAAAAGUAAUUGGACCAGAUGUACAUGAGCAGCUUCUCUCAGCUGAACGAGCUGUCACUGGCUAUAAAGAUCCAUUCACAGAUGCGACAAUAUCGUUGUUUGAGGCAAUGAAUGAACAGCUUAUUGAGAAGAGAGCAGGACUGUGUCUUCUUGAGACACAAAUAGCAACAGGAGGAAUAAUUGACCCAUAUCAAAGUCACCGGCUGCCAGCUCAUGUUGCUAUAAUGAGGGGAUAUUUGGAUGAAAAAACACACAAAGAAUUGUUGACCCCCACUGGUGAUGCAAUGAGGUUCUUUGACCCUAAUACCAAAGAAAAUCUAUCGUACAACGGGCUUAUCAGUCGAUGUGAAAAAGAUCCUAAAACUGGACUGCUGCUUCUGAAGCUAAACAAAGAAGGGCCAAAUGAAUUCCACACUGAAAAGCAAGUGGAGCUUGCAUUCCAGGGCAGAAGCUUUAAACUGAAUGCAGGACAAUUUAAAAACAAAGACAUGACGCUUUGGGAGGUGUUGCUCUCUGAAUACAUUUCAAACGAAAAAAGAGAGCAACUCAUACAACAAUACAGGACAGGUGCGAUCACAAUUGAGAAAAUAAUAGAAACUGUAACAGUAAUAGUUACUGAACAGGAAUCAAAACAAAAAAAAUUUUAUGGACUAAGAAAGCAGGUCUCAGCCAGUCAGCUGUUUGAGUCAAAGAUCAUCUCGAAGGAACUAUUGAUUAAGCUCUUACGGGGAGAAAUAACUGCAGACAAGGUGUCUGAAAUGGAAUCAGUGCAAAAAUACUUGGGAGCAACCAAGUCCAUAGCAGGUGUAAAAAUUGAGUCAACGGGACAAGUUAUGAGUAUUUAUGAAGCUAAAGGCAAAGGCUUAUUGACUCCUGGGACCUCUCUGGUUCUGCUGGAGGCCCAAGCUGCUACAGGCUUUGUCAUUGACCCAGUAAACAACAAGAAGCUCUCAGUGGAGGAAGCUGUAGCUCAAAGAGUAGUUGGAAACGAAUGGAAGAACAAGCUGCUUUCCGCAGAGAGAGCAGUCACAGGAUACAAAGAUCCCUACACUGGAAACACAAUUUCCUUGUUCCAGGCUCUGAAGAAGGACCUCAUUGUGAAAGAUCAUGGCAUUCGUCUACUCGAGGCACAGAUUGCCACAGGAGGCAUUAUUGAUCCAGUCCACAGUCACAGAGUCCCCGUUCAAGUUGCGUAUAAAAGAGGCUUCUUUGAUGAAGAAAUGAACCAGAUACUCUCUGACCCCGACGAUGACACAAAAGGCUUCUUUGAUCCCAAUACUCAGGAGAACCUCACCUAUCUUCAGCUGAUUGAAAGGUGCAUUACAGAUCCCGUCACAGGAUUGUGCUUACUUUCUCUUCAAAAAUGAAUGAUAUCUAUCAAACACAGUAUCACAUUUAGGUCAAUCUCACAUCAGUAUUAGAAGUAAGAAAUUAUUGUUUUUAGAAAAAUAUUUUCAAAGUAUUUAGAAAAGUGAUGAAAUUUAACUCAAAAAUUUUAGAAUUUAAAAAAAAAUAUAUUAAUUGAUCACAAUUUCAGCUACUCACUUACAUCUAGAAUCCAGACAAUACAAUACAAUACAAACACACAACACUACAAAUUAUCUUUACAUUUUUUCUUAAAUCAUUUUUUUUUCUAGAAACACCCAUUAGUAUAGGUGUUAUGUGCUUGUUUAUUUUUUUUAAACUAAUCUUUUCAAUACAUUUUUUUAAACUUCUUUGUUUUAAUCAGUUUUUGCAGUACUGGCCUGAUGAAAAUUAUUUGGUCACUUUUUGAGUUACACCAACUAUCUGAACUUCAAAUACUUUAUUGUAAAGAUAUUUGCACAACUGAGGAAAUCCCUUUUUUUUAACAUAAAAUCCUUUAUUUUGCUGAAAUAUUUUCAUGUAUUACUUUAAUAAACAACCGUUAUGUGAAAUGAUAACAUGCUUUUAAGCCCACUUGGUCUGAUGUUACAACGGUACAUCAAAUGAAUAAUCUUUUUGUGUAAUGGAUGGAACUUGGUCCAAAAAUACUGUGUUGUCGUUGCAAAGCUGUAAACCUUUUACUUCUUCAAUAAAGAAUAUCAAAUCCUGCA